ACCUACAGCCACAGACCACCAGCUCUGCCCAGCAGACAUCAGAGGAUGAAGCUGCUCACCAGCCUGUUCUUCUGCUCCCUGCUCCUGGGCGUCUGCAAUGGAGGGUGGUUUUCAUUUAUCGGUGAGGCUUUCCAAGGGGCUGGGGACAUGUUGCGAGCCUACUCUGACAUGAAAGAGGCCAACUGGAAAAACUCAGACAAAUACUUCCAUGCUCGGGGGAACUAUGAUGCUGCCCAAAGGGGUCCUGGGGGAGUCUGGGCUGCUGAGAAAAUCAGUGAUGCAAGAGAGGGCCUUCAAAGUUUCUUUGGCAGAGGACACGAGGACACCAUGGCUGACCAGGAAGCCAACAGACAUGGCCGCAGUGGCAAGGACCCCAAUCACUACAGACCUGCUGGCCUGCCUGACAAAUACUGAACAUCCUCCUUUCUGCCUCAGGGGGCUGUGCUGUGGGGCCUGUGGGCAGGGUCUGGGCUUCUUCAUACCUAGGAACACUGAAGUUGCUUUUUGGGAAAACACAACAUAGAUCUCACACGUGUAUCAAGCAGGUGUGUCAGAACUGUCACUCCUGCAGUAGCAACCACUUGCUUGAGGAGAGGGCAAUAAACAGGAACUUGGAAG
Messenger RNA from Arvicanthis niloticus (Nile rat), 618 nucleotides. Its product is annotated as serum amyloid A-1 protein-like. Lineage: Eukaryota; Metazoa; Chordata; Mammalia; Rodentia; Muridae. The record is from RefSeq and is a predicted model, not a curated record. Gene Ontology annotation, cellular component: extracellular region.